ACCAUACGCGAGUCACGCAGGCUAAGACCAUAGCUGACACCAGAAGUAGGCCUCGACUGCAACUUCGCUACAGGACUCCGUGUAUGCUCGUAGCCCAUCUCUAGCGUGUCGCGACUUCCUCCUCUCCAUCACAGCUGCCUCUAGCUUUCUCUACCACGUCACUCUCUGCCAUUACAUGGCACCGGCAAUAAUGUGCUUCGGACGAAAACCCUCUGCUACCGACCCGGAGUCCAGGAAGAAUGCCGAGAUCGAGAAGAAUCUCCGAGGCGACCGGAAGCGGGCUGAGCGCGAGGUGAAGCUGUUGCUACUCGGUGCCGGUGAGAGCGGCAAAUCAACCGUCCUCAAGCAGAUGCGCAUCAUCAACGCUGGCGGCUUCCAGAGUCUUGAGCGCAAAACAUGGCGGGCUACCAUCUUCAACAACUUGGUCUCGGCCUUCCAGACCAUCUACGCGGCCAUGCAAGAAGACGACAUAGACUUUGAGGACGACGACAACAUUCGGUAUUCCGAGAUGGUCAACUCUGCGCCCGACAUUGGCACCGAGGAGCCCAUGCCCGAGGAGUUCUACACAGCCUUCAAUUCCCUCUGGGCCGACAAGGGCGUGCAGCUCACCAUACUCAAGGGCAACCAGUAUGCGCUGCACGACAACUUGAAUUACUUCUUCCAGAACAUCGACCGCCUGUUCCAAAAGGACUUCCUCCCCACCGACCAAGACAUCCUGCGCACGCGAUUACGGACAACCGGUAUCUCCGAGACCAUCUUUGAGCUGGGCAACCUGACAUACAAGAUGGUCGACGUUGGUGGCCAGCGCUCAGAGCGAAAGAAGUGGAUUCACGUCUUUGACAACGUGCAAGUCGUGCUCUUCCUUGUCGCCAUCAGUGGAUACGACCACGUGUUGGUAGAAGACAGGAACGGCAAUCAAAUGCACGAAGCUCUGAUGCUGUUCGAAUCCAUAUCCAACUCCAAGUACUUCGAAAAGUCGGCGCUUAUUCUCUUCCUCAACAAGAUCGAUUUGUUCACCGAGAAGAUUGCAGGCGGAAUGAGCCCGAUCAGAAGGACAUUCUCCGACUACACUGGCGGCGACAGAGAUGUCGAGGCAGGCAAAGAGUUCUUCGCAAACAAAUUCCGCAACCUCGUGCGACAGCCCAAGAAAGAGGUCUACGUUCACUACACGAACGCGACCGACACGAAUCUGCUCAAGAUCACCAUGGCAUCCGUACAAGAUAUGAUUGUCCAGCGCAACCUUAACGCCCUGAUACUAUAAUAAUCACUGAUGGACGCCUUGCGCGGAGCCAUUGUCGUGGUCUUACACCCGCAGCAGGGAGGAGCGCUCGCUCGCUCGCUCGCCCAAGCGAAAGCCAGGGACGCAUACCCACCCCGCGCUGCCGAUCGACCCACCUGCCCUAGAACUGGAUAGUCCACCUGGCCGGACCCGGAGUAGCAACAGACUUUGAGUGGACGAGGAGAGACGAUUUCCACGGCCCAUUCCAUUUUAUACCCCUGAUAUCCCUUUCUCCACUUCUUCCAUCUUCGCCAAUACUUUGACGAUCUCACGACGUAAUCUCUGGGUCUUGAUUUUGAGUCUUGAUCUU
Alternaria alternata is the source of this 1589-nucleotide messenger RNA. RefSeq names its product guanine nucleotide-binding protein subunit alpha. The record is from RefSeq and is a predicted model, not a curated record. The transcript is spliced from 5 exons. Gene Ontology annotation, cellular component: heterotrimeric G-protein complex. Bases 176 to 1261 code for a protein of 361 amino acids. Gene Ontology annotation, molecular function: G-protein beta/gamma-subunit complex binding; GTPase activity; GTP binding. Gene Ontology annotation, biological process: G protein-coupled receptor signaling pathway. NCBI's taxonomy places the organism in Eukaryota, Fungi, Ascomycota, Dothideomycetes, Pleosporales, Pleosporaceae.